AUGGCCUUCCAGAUUUUAAAGAAGAAAGUAAAAGAGGAGGGGCCAUUUUCCAAACAAAUGUGGUCAGAAUACCAAUGGACAUCUGAAGGGAAUUUGCUGCAGCCAUCUGAUGUACAGGUCACCACAGCCCCCAAAACUGGCUGGAAUAUUGAAGGCAAACCAGAGCGGCUGCGUAUUUAUCAGCAGCUCCUCAAUGUCAAGUCUUUGGGGGAAAACUUGCAUCAGAAAUAUAGCCAGUUCUUCUGGGGUCUUCCUUCUUUGCACAGUGAGUCCUUAGUAGGCACCCUCCUGUUUUCUAGUAGUACUUCCCCACUAGAGUCUCACUUUGUCUUUUUCAAUGGAAUUCAUAAUACCUCUGCAGUCAAAAUGCAGGAUCUCGUAUCUCCACCACUUUCUCAUUCCCAUCCCCUGCCUCUCCCCAGUGUACAUCUCCAACCCUUGCCUCAAACCCUGUCCCAAUCCCAGCCCCUAACUUUCACUCAGGUGAACACCCAGGCCCAUUUUCAAUCCCGCCUCCGAAUCAUACCAUCUUCUUCUUCAUCCCAGGUUAGGGACCGUGGAGUGUCUUUCCAUAGAUCCAAGAAUGAGUCAGACUCUCAUAUCUUGACUGAACAUCAACACCUGGAAUGGCACGUGUUGCAGAAGCAACAGGAAAGCUUGUGGGGUUUAGUCCCUGUGUUCCAGAAAUCUCAAGAAACCAUUUGUCCUCGAGCUCCCAACCUUCCAUUGGUUAGCCGGUCAUCCCAUGCCCAUGUACCAGUCCCCAUCCCUCCCGGCCAUUUUCAUAUCACCUGUGAACCCCAGGAGACAUUGCAGUUACAUAGUCCAAGGAAGGUAAUCCCACGCUGGUGCCUCCAUGACUGUAGAAACCUAGAGUCCCUAGCACUGAUGGAGCCUCAGUGUAAAUUAACAGAAAUCUCUCAGCAAAAAGGCAGACAUGUUCACUCACAAUUCAAUGAGCUUCAGGGCUAUAGUAGCAAGGAUCUAGCAAAGACUGAACUGAAUCUCCCAGGAAGAUUCCAUGAGAGGGUCCCAACAAAGUUCCAGCUAAGGAAGGGUAUGAGGAGGAAUCUUGGGUAUAUCCUAGAGAAGAGCCCACAAAGGGUCUCAGAAUGCUACCUAGUGAAGGGCCGCAGGGCUGCCUUGGAGACAACAAGUAGCUGUGUGUGUCAUUCAAGGAAUCACUCAGGGAAUGAAUUAUUAAAUGUCUCAAGGAAGGAGACAGACCGGAAUCAAAUCAAAAGCACUCUUAGAUUACAUAUGAGCAAGAAGUUUUGGCAGAUCACAGCAGGUAGGAUUCCUAUAGGUGUGUGUUAUUCAUGGCUGGCUGAUGACAAUACCUUGUCUUUCUCUGGGAGUUCCCAGACUACCUCAAAAAACACAAAUUCAAAAAAGACUAUGGUGGGUAGGGUUUACUGCCAGGUCCCCACUCUAGAACUUUCUUUUCUUGAUCCCAAAACACGACAGGUGCUAGAGGCACAUAUUAUAAGAUUUCGCAUGAGUCAGAGGUGGGGUCUACCCCUCAGGGUUCUUGAAUCCAUAAAAUUCUAUAUGUUGAGAGAAGCCAAAACAUGGCCUCUUCCCCAAGUUGACUUUCCCUCCUCAGCCAUGCAUAUUUCUGGGGUGGAUUCCAAAGCUGAGUUUUUUAAACCCCUUGAGGGAAGCUCCAAAACUUUUUUGGGAAACAGGGUGAGAACAGCAAAUUCAGUCCCCACCCUGGAUCAUCCUCUCCCUACUAUGUUAUCUGUGGGCAAUGAAGGACAGGGGGUCUUGAAGUCAUCACACUCUCACACUGAACACAAGCCUGCAGAGUGUAUCCAGAUAGCUGAGUGCGGCAGCCAGACUUUUCAGCCCCUUAAACACAGCAUCGGAGCUCACGUCAGACCCAGUGAGACUGUAACAAAAAACACAUGUGGCCCAGAGGUGCCCACAAGGCAAGCUGCGGCUGGACAUGAGCCAAGGCAUGAGAAUGUGGGUUCCAGCAACAGAGUAGAAAUGGUACAGGGCAAAGUGAUGGUGGAGAAGAAUUUAGAACAUUCUGCCAUGUCCAACCUGUCCACGGAUAUAUUCGACACCGAGGAGCUCUGUACUCUUCAAUCCCAAUCUUGUGACACCUUGACAACCAGUGAGUUGGGAAGCUCCAAAAUGAUAAAUGUCAGUAUGAGUAAGGUAGAAACUGCCCUGACCACUGAACAUCGCUCACCAAAAAUACUGGUUCCCCAAGAUUCUAAGCUAUCAGAGCUGAAAAGACAGCUUCUGAGUGUUCAAAGAUGUCCCACUGACAUGCCCCUUACUUCAGAUAGCUUGACUUCCAAGGCUUCCCUGACUCCGUCCCAGAGUGUCUGCAGUGGGGACAUGGAAGCGUCCCAGGUGCUGCAUGUUCAAUUGGAGGACAGCAGAAUUAGCACGGGGCAGCAGCAGGAGUCCUGGGACUCUGAGCUGGCCUUCUGUAAGUGCCGGACUAAGAAUUUCCCACAGAGAAAAAGUGAAAGGAAAGUGAGACCUCAGGAUUCCAAAGCAAGAAAAUGUAGAAGUGAGGACUCAGGAGUAGGGACAUCUGUAGGCAGAAAGGAGAGCUACCGUGUUGAGGACAGAAAAUUAGAGAGGGCUUCCCCAUCUCUGUCACAGAAUGAACAGUUUCCUCCUGAAAGUUACUUCAGAAAAAAGAUGAGGCACUUUUUUCAGUGGAUCAAUUCCAAGAAAAAAAUCACAGGGCAGCAGGAAAGUCCCCAGCAAAAAGCCAAGUUCAUGUCAACCUUAGUGCAGCACCAAGACCCAGUUCAGAGUGUGACUACUUUUGUGAGUGAUGGGCCUCCUGAAGCUCACAAGCUCAUGACUACCACUGGGAAGGUCCUAGAAGAGAAGCUGGCAUGUAGGUAUGGAUCUGAGGCCUCAGCAUUAAGCCAGCAGCAGGAGGAACUACAGGCCCAGGUAGGGCCUGACAAGAGAUAUUCCUCCAACUGUUGGGCUCUCUCUGACCCACAACAAAAGAAACGGGCAAGUAUCAAGUCCUGCAGCCAUGAAGCCGUCUGUGCUGGCCAGAACCGUCUUAGACGUGUCAGACAGAACAGACACAGGGUCAGACAUCCCCGAAAAGUUGUGGCCUUCAAGGACCAGCUUGAACAUCAGAGAGAAUUGGUCACCCAGUUGAUGGAAAAGCCAGUACUCGGGAUCUUCCAGCAUGUGGUGCCUAAGGCGAUCAGAGUCCUUGAGGCAGCCAUCAGAAGGACUAACACAGAACUGUGCCCCAAUCGGUGGUUGCAGUGA
This is a messenger RNA of Neomonachus schauinslandi (Hawaiian monk seal), 3267 nucleotides long. RefSeq names its product spermatogenesis-associated protein 31D1-like. The record is from RefSeq and is a predicted model, not a curated record. Lineage: Eukaryota; Metazoa; Chordata; Mammalia; Carnivora; Phocidae. The transcript is spliced from 3 exons. The coding region runs from base 1 to 3267 and encodes 1088 amino acids.